Molecule: messenger RNA, 1036 nt
Organism: Hevea brasiliensis (rubber tree)
Lineage: Eukaryota; Viridiplantae; Streptophyta; Magnoliopsida; Malpighiales; Euphorbiaceae
Product: ras-related protein RABA6b-like
Exons: 2
Coding region: 325-999 (224 amino acids)
Cellular component (GO): endosome
Molecular function (GO): GTPase activity; GTP binding
Source: RefSeq, a predicted model, not a curated record
UAGGAGAAGAAAAUUCAAGAAAUUUUUCUUGACAGCAUCAUUAGAGAGUAGAAAUCAUGUCUUUUUCCAUGGAUUCACAUGCUAACACUCAAAACCCACAAAGCCAAUCCCAAAAUAAUUAUAAUUAUUAGCACACUUUGACAUAUAUACACACACUAAUCCUUCCUAGCCUCUUCCUCAUCUUCUUGUUCUUGGGUUUCUUGAAAUUUCCAACUUUCCUUUCAGAGCCCAUCUCUCUUUCCCUGUUCUUGAGCUAUUUUCUUGAUCUUGUUUGUUUUGAGAGAAAAGAAAAAGGAAAAAAAAAAAAAAAAGAAAGGGAAAGUUAUGGUGAUGGGGGAUUCAUAUGAUGAAGGGUGUGAUUACCUGUUUAAAGCAGUUCUAAUUGGGGAUUCAGGUGUUGGGAAAUCAAAUCUUCUGUCAAGAUUUUCAAGAGAUGAAUUUAGAUUAGAUUCAAAACCAACUAUUGGGGUGGAAUUUGCUUACAAGAAUAUUAGAGUUGGUGACAAGCUUAUCAAAGCUCAAAUUUGGGACACUGCUGGCCAAGAAAGGUUUAGAGCAAUAACAAGUUCAUAUUAUCGAGGAGCAUUAGGUGCAUUAUUAGUAUACGACGUAACAAGAAGAGCAACAUUUGACAAUGUUGCAAAAUGGUUGCAUGAGAUCAGAGAAUUUGGAAGCUCAGACAUGGUGGUUGUUCUUGUUGGGAAUAAAUCAGAUUUGAGUAAUUCAAGAGAAGUUGGUGAAGAAGAAGCCAAAAAUCUUGCAGAAAAGGAAGGUUUAUGUUUCAUGGAAACAUCAGCUUUGGAGAACAGGAACGUUGAAGAAUCAUUUUUAGAAAUGAUAACCAAAAUCCAUGAAAUUACAACUCAGAAAAGUUUACAAGCUAAAAGGAAUGAAAAUAAUCAUAUUACUAGUAGUGCUCCUAUGGCCCUUCCUAUUGGAAAACAAAUAAUCAAUAUUGAUGAAGUUACUGCUACUAAACAAUCAAGAUGUUGUACUUAGGCAAUUUUGAGAAAUAAAUUUUAGAAUUUUUGUUAAA